Molecule: messenger RNA, 2213 nt
Organism: Chelmon rostratus (copperband butterflyfish)
Lineage: Eukaryota; Metazoa; Chordata; Actinopteri; Chaetodontiformes; Chaetodontidae
Gene: mettl21a
Product: methyltransferase 21A, HSPA lysine
Exons: 3
Coding region: 53-745 (230 amino acids)
Biological process (GO): peptidyl-lysine methylation
Cellular component (GO): cytosol; cytoplasm
Molecular function (GO): protein-lysine N-methyltransferase activity
Source: RefSeq, a predicted model, not a curated record
ACUAAUAGAAGAAGAACCGCACCACGCAUGCGCAAAGUGACUAGUUUAAAAUAUGACUUCUUCGUGUGUUUUCUGUUCGUUUCACAGCAUGGCUCUUGUUCCGUAUGUGGAGAACUCGUUACCAGCCCUUUCCAAACUCCACAAUUCAUCAGCACAGUUUCGGUUCGCUAACCACGACCUCCGUCUGGCCCAGGACUGGAAAAAGCUUGGCGUGGCAGCAGUUGUGUGGGAUGCGGCAGUUGUCAUGUGCAUGUACCUGGAGCUGGGGAAGGUGGAGUUAAAGGGGAAGGGGGCUAUUGAACUGGGAGCUGGCACUGGACUGGUGGGCAUUGUUGCAGCCCUGCUGGGUGCCAAAGUGACCAUUACUGACAGGGAGCCUGCCCUAGACUUCCUCUCUGCCAACGUGAAGGCAAACCUGCCCCCAGGCUCCCAGGGAUCAGUGGUUGUGUCCGAGCUGACCUGGGGCGAGGGCCUUGAACGUUACCCAGCCGGGGGAUUUGAUCUGGUGCUGGGAGCGGACAUCGUUUAUCUGGAGGACACCUUUGAGCCGCUGCUGCAGACUCUGGAGCACCUGUGCUCGGACACCACUGUGGUGCUGCUGGCCUGUAAGAUCCGCUACAAGCGAGAUACAGACUUUCUGAGCAUGCUGAAGCAGCGGUUCAGAGUUGAAGAGGUCCACUAUGACAAACAGAGGGACAUCCAUGUGUAUAAAUCUUGGAAACUGCCACCUUUGAGGGAUUUGUGACAACUGGGUGUCCGAACGACUCAGUUCUCUUCAGCUGACUUCCUUCCUCUUUGUAAUAAUUUCCUGUUUUUGCAUAAGAAUCAAAUAAAAUGUGUAAAAAAUCAAAGAUUACCAGAAACACAUUUAUUAACAGCUGCCAAAAAUGUAAUAUUUCAAUAGCUCUAACAUAAUGCACUGUAUUAUACAAGUUGGUGCUGACACUUAGAAAUUGUGAAUACAAAAUUAAUGAAAAGCAAAAUAAAAAAAGCAUACUAUGUCAUGAUAAUACCUAAAAUAAUACAAUAUGGCAUUCCAUUACCAUGAAAAUAUCCAUUUUGUCACUGUGAAGCCAUUGUUUUUGAUUUGGUUGCACUUUUCAAUCCUUUUGCAGGGUGUCUGAUCGGUGCAAUGGAGUUGGUACUUGGCGCUCCACACAGCUAACAACGUCUGAACAAAUGCACAAUGAUGCCUUGAUGAUCACUAAACAAAACACUUGUGGACACUUUGUAAUCGAUUACUGGUUCGCAGUGUAACUUUCAUGUACAGUCAUAGCGGCAUCUCAGCCACCAGCCGCAGGGUUUGCCUGUGAGUGCUGUGAGAUUUUCCCGUUAAUGUGAAAUGUGGAAGGAUUGUAUAUGCAAGGAAAGUGCGCAUGCCACUUUGUAAUCAUGUAAAACAGAAUUUGGAGACAGCCUGUUGUGAUGCCUUAACAGCCUGGGACACACCCUGUUACCUUCAGAUUAUAUCAGAAACUCAUCUACCUCCAGCUGCAGGAAUUGUCUUUUUUUCUGUUUCUACAGAAAUAGUUCAAACUGUCCCAAUAACAAAAAGGUGGGGACGUGUUCAAAGACGCUACAACAUGCGGACAUUGCAGGCAAUCCAUGAUUCCAGAGAUGGACCACAUGUCUCAUGUUACCAAAUAUGCAGACAAGGUAUUUCUUUCAUUGCAAGUAAGGCUCAUUAUUUUUUUAUUCAAAAAGAAUAUGUGACUUAAAUAAUUUAAUAAAAUAACUGGAUUGAAAAAUCCAUCAUACAAAAAUAUGGGGGAUACCACUUUUAGCACAAACACUGCAGUUUAGCUAUUUUUGGUUUACAUGAACUGGUGCAAAAGCAGCAGUUCAUGUGCAUUUUAUUCAAAUCUGUUUCAACAAUUUCAGUCACUGGAGGCAUGUUAUGCCACCGAGAGGACCCCGUUUACUGUAAACUACGGUGAGCAGCAGGAAACAACUAGGCUGCCCCUUUUAUAUGUCUUUUGUUUACAUUGGUAGAAAUAAAAAAAACAAUGAGCCUUAGUAAUAUGAUUGGAAACAUGCAUCAGAGACCCAAUAAACCUUGAAGAGUAGUAACCAUGAAUGUUCCACUGGAGAUGUCUGAACUCGUCUCUAAUGUAUUUUUAAAGCUGCAUUUAACAUGAAAACCAUAUGACAACCCAAUGUAAUGGUUAGCUUUGUUUUUCAUGUCUUAUCAAGGCAAAGUAAAUGAAAGUUUU